ACAGGGUACCAAAUAAAACAGCUUUAAAAAAAGCUUCAUUGAAAACAAUAUUCUACAAAAAUAAUUUGUUUGAGCUACGCUGUCAAAAGAGUUACAGCUGCUGCCUCCAGCGUUCAUUUAGGAGUAACUAAAGUGCCUUGUAGAACAGCUGUGUCUGCUUUCUUUGCCGAGAUAACAGCGCGAAUCAAACACAACAGAAGCAGACUGUGAUUAAGUGCAAUAAUAACAGUACAUUAGUACUAGUAAUAAGCAGUGCGACAAAGAUAGCCAGACGCUCAGUCUGUAUGCGCAGUUAACAAAGAGAUGCAACAUAUCCUCUAGAGCGUCCAUUUCAUCAUGUGUUGCAAGUGUUGUGGCGAAACGCAGCGCAAGAGCUGGGUCUUUGGCAUUGGAUCAGUGUUCACCCUAUUGGGCAUUCUCCUUGUCGUGCUGUGGCCCGAUUUGGCUGACAAGCUAGUGGAAAAUGGCUUGAAGCUGGAACCCGGCACCGACACCUACGACAGCUGGCUAGAGGCUCCAAUUCCCAUUUACCUGAAGUUCUACAUGUUCAACUGGACCAAUCCAGAGGAUAUACGCAAUCCUGAUAUCAAACCGCACUUCGAUGAAGUGGGUCCUUAUGUGUUCCUCGAGAAACACAAGAAGGAAAACUACACGUUCUAUGACAAUGCCACCGUCUCGUACUAUGAGCGUCGCACCUGGUUCUUUGAUGAGGAGCGUUCCAACGGAAAACUGACGGAUAUGAUUACCGCUGCUCAUGCCAUCACAGCAACUGUGGCGGAUGAGAUGCGUCACAUGCCAAAGUUCGUGAAGAAAAUCAUCAACUUUAUGAUGAAUCACGAGGGCGGAACUUUGUAUACGACGAAACCGUUGCACGAAUGGAUUUUCGAUGGCUAUCAGGAUGAUCUGACGGAUUUCCUAAAUCUGUUCAACACCUCGAAGAUUGAUAUUCCCUACACACGCUUCGGCUGGCUGGCAGAUCGCAAUGGUUCGUUGGAGUACGACGGACUCUUCACUAUUCACACAGGAACCGAUGACAUCUCGAACGUGGGUCGCUUGACGCAUUGGAACGAAAAGAACGAGACUGGUUUCUAUCCGGCACCCUGCGGCAUUGUCAACGGAACCACGGGAGAUCUGUUUCCACCGCGACUCGAUACGGAGGGCGAGAUUACCAUCUUUGCCACGGAUGCGUGUCGUUUUAUGAAUCUGCGGCCGGAGGGUACGUUGCAGGUGCAUGGUCUGACCGCCACACGUUGGGUGGGCACCGAGGAGACGCUGGACUCGGGAGAGAAUUAUCCUAAUCAGCAGUGCUUCUGCGAUCCGCGACUCGAAGAGUGCCCCAAGACGGGCGUGGUCGAGUGCAAGGCGUGUCGCGAUAAGGCGCCUAUUUACUCUUCCUUCCCUCACUUUUAUCUCGCUGACGAAUCCUAUUUGAAUGCCGUGAACGGCUUGAAACCCGACAAGGAGAAGCACGAGUUCGUCAUGGCCGUGGAGCCCACAAUAGGUGUGCCAUUGCAAGUGCACGGCAGGAUUCAGAUCAACAUGAUGAUUGAGCCGGAUGAUGACUACGACAUUUAUCGUGGCGUGCCAAAAGUGUUGAUGCCCAUGUUUUGGUUCGAUCAGUAUGCCGAGCUGAGCUCCGAGCUGGCCUCCACAGCCAGGCUGGCCAUCAACCUUGCCGACUAUGGUGUUUACUUUGGCAUCGCCUGCAUUGUAUUUGGCAGCAUCUUCCUGGUCACUGGCAUCGCGUUGACCAUCACCAAGCGCUGGGUGCGUCGCCCCGAAGUUGAUGACGAGGACAUUCUGACCACCGACUAAAUGUAUUUGUGGCCAUUUUAGCUUGUAAACCAAUCAUAGCCAAAGUGCCAGAACCAGUUAGAUGUUAAUCCGAAGCUAGUUCAUUUGUUGAUUUGUUUGUUAACAAUUCAUGUUUCAAAAUAUGUGAUACACCACUACACUUCAAUUGUUAUAUUCGAGUGCACAGCGUGCACUUUCAGCAGCAUUCCUCCUUUGAGAUUCUUCUGUGCAAUUAGUAUACAUCUCAGUUUUGUAAUAAGAACGAUAAUAAUAAUACUACUACUACUAAUAAUAAUAAUGAUAA
Molecule: messenger RNA, 2098 nt
Organism: Drosophila nasuta
Lineage: Eukaryota; Metazoa; Arthropoda; Insecta; Diptera; Drosophilidae
Gene: crq
Product: croquemort
Exons: 5
Coding region: 337-1815 (492 amino acids)
Cellular component (GO): membrane; cytoplasm
Molecular function (GO): scavenger receptor activity
Source: RefSeq, a predicted model, not a curated record